This is a messenger RNA of Naegleria lovaniensis, 4926 nucleotides long. RefSeq lists its product as uncharacterized. Gene Ontology annotation, biological process: proteasome-mediated ubiquitin-dependent protein catabolic process; protein polyubiquitination. The record is from RefSeq and is a predicted model, not a curated record. The transcript has a single exon. The coding region runs from base 1 to 4926 and encodes 1641 amino acids. Gene Ontology annotation, molecular function: ubiquitin protein ligase activity. NCBI's taxonomy places the organism in Eukaryota, Heterolobosea, Eutetramitea, Acrasida, Naegleriidae.
AUGGAUGAUGAAGGAGAUUUUGGUUAUGGCUCUAUGAGCAUGAGCUCGAGUGAUUUUCAAAAUCUUGCCAGUGAUCAGGAGAGAAUCAACAGUCUCAACGAAUUGUGUACCUUCUUGUGUAUUGGUUUGGAGGAUUUUAUUGCCGGUUUCGAUGUAUAUGGCUGGUCAAGUGUGUUGACUCCGAUUUUACAGGAUAGACUUUCCGAAGUGAAACGAAUUGAGCAAGAAGUCAACAGCGGAAAUCUAGAGGAUGUGUCAUCAUUGCAAGGAAAAUGGAAUGACUCGAGAGAAAUCAUUACAUUAAUUUUGAGAGCUCUCGGCUCCAUACUAGACUUGGUUCCACGAAGUUGUCCAACUGUGUUGAGUUAUAAUCCCAUUCCAGUCAUGUUAGACCUGUUACAAAUAUUUUCUGAUCAUCAACGAUCCAAAGGUGAGAGCAGUUCCACUGAUAGUACAUUACUGGAAGCAUCGGACCAAAAUAUUGAUGCAAGACCACUCUCAAAAGAAUUGUUUGGAGAUUUGGUGAAUGAAGGCAUGUUAGAAGAAAUUUUAAAAUGUUUUGACAAGAUUAGUAUUGAAGAACCUACAGCAUUGUUGAAUGCAAAAACCAAUACUGAUGAUGUAAAUGAUCAAAGCAGUGACACCAAUACGAGCACAACAACAGCGAAAUCAAAGAAAAAAUUGACAUCGAUGAAAAAUGUAGGGUUUCUGAGCGUUUUACUUGGAUGUUUAGAUAGUCCUCAAAUGGGAAUUAGAAUCAAACUUUCUGCUCUAAAAACUAUUUGUAACUUGUUUAGAAAGAUGCGUGUGAAGGAAGACUUUCCAAUUUUCAUAGAGCAAGCAGGCUCUUUGGAUGCUUUGAUUAGACAAAUUAGAAAUGUUUCUGGACAUGCAACUCUUUCAAAUGCAAGCGGUGACAUUAACAGUACACGUCAAUCUCUAGAAAUGUUCGAAAUUAUUUGUCAUUGCUUUGCCUACAUACUCGAAAGAAGUAGAUUCCAGAAAGGAAAAUUAUCAGACACUUCCGAGAAGAAACAAACAAAACGAAAAGCUUCCAAAUCUGUAUCAGCCACCUCUUCGUCAUCCGAUUCCUCCGAGAGUAUUAUGGAACAAGUAGCAAAGAGAGUUGCAAACCGGUCCAUGCUUUCCAACAUGGUUGAGAAAUUGAACGAUGCAUCAAACAUAGUCUCCGUUUCAUCAUGUAAAAUUUCUCAGUACAUUUUGAACACACUUUCUCUCUAUUGCGAUGCAUCCCCAGAAGUCACAAAUAAUUUAUUGAAUCCCUCAGUUUCGGCAACCACCACAACUGCAAAAACUUUCAUGGCAAUUCUUAAAAAGUGGAUUGAUCCUCAACAGCAAGAAUUAAUGUUCUCCACAAGUGAAAAGUCGAGCCAUGAUUUUUCCCUAUUACAAGAUUGUAUCUUACAUUUACUCAAUAGCUUGUUUCCUGAAGUCGAGGAUCAUGAAAGUUGUGGUACUAUACCCAUUUAUAUUUAUGGAAAUAAUAAGUAUUAUUGGGAAGAUGAUUAUCACAAUAUGAAUGAAUAUGAUGAAAAUGCCAAUAUGGAGCUAGAAAAACAUUACCGAUCUGGAAAUGUUGAAACUCCAUUCAAUUUAAUGGUCAUUGGAAGAAGUUAUAGAAUAGAUCUCAUGGAAAUGAAACAGCAAGGUGGAGUCACCAGAAACAUUAAGAGAAAUCCUCUGCCCUUCUCCUUCUCAAGAGAUGUUUGUAUUGAAAUCAAAGAAGAUCCAACAAAACACCAUGCACAAUCUCCAACCACUCCACCAUCAUCGAACGAAGAGAGUACAGAAUCAAGCAAGGGCUUCUUUAAGAGAUUUUUCAAGAAACAAAAAACAAGUGGCUCAGCCAGUUCUCCUCAACAAGAAUCCCAAUCUCCAUCCACCCCUCAAUUUAGAAGAAGAAUAUCUAGCAUGAUCGGGAGCAGUACAAAGCCAACAAUUACCAAAACCAAAGAAAAAUAUUCAAAAGCAGGAGCCUUUUCUAAAUUGCCAUCAUCUGAUCAAAUCAAAAUCAGUGCAUUUGCAUUGCAAGAAUUAUUGGAACCUCUCAUAGCCUUAUCCACCAAUGAGUUUUAUAGAAAAGAUUGCGUGAGUCUGAUUUGUAAGCUGAUUUACACUUGCCUCAAGUCAUCGAAUGAAACAAAUAUCCAAGAUAAUACAAUCUUAUGGAGAUCAGUAGCCAAAUUCGCCAUCAAAACUUUGAAUCAAUGCCUUUCUGUAGAGAGCUCUUCAUCAUUAUCGAGCAUUGAGAGUCUUUUAGAUAGUCAACAUCAAGAUGAGAGUAUCACUGCUCCUGCUUAUUUGAACGUAUCGGUUCAUGAUUUUAAUACUAUGAGCAAAUUUGAUGUGGUUGUUAUUUCGAACUGCUUGAAAAUGAUGCAACUUGUUCUCUCACAUUUACCUUCUGACCACGCAAGUUUGAAGAGUAUUUUCGUUCGUGAAGGAAUGUUAUCUACCUUUAAUAAUAUCAGUUCCAUGUCUAAGGAUGGUAUGAAUGAAUUGGAGCAAAGUGCUUUUAAAGUGAUUCAUGAUAGCUCUCAAUACAUUUUGAAUACCUUCUUCAAGGAUCAAAUUCACACCACAAACCAUCACACAGAAGAAGAGAUUCAGUUAGAAAAUUUAUGCCAACAGUUACAUACAUUGGACGCCAAAAUUUUACAAGACAUGCUUCCCUUGUUUAGCUCAGGCUCGAAUAUUUCAGCAUUCCAAUUUCAGAAAUGUGGCUUUACGACGACUUUUGUGAAAAGUCUUUUACAAACCCCUAUUCAUCAACAAGAUACAGUCAUUGCAGAGUUUGGAAAGCUUUUAUCACAAAAUGCAUCAACGUACUCCAAUCUGAUCGAUUUGAGCCAUUCCUUGCUUGAAAAAUUGGCUGAAAAAUUUUUCAAGUUUACUGACAAUCCCUUCUCAGAAAGCACGAUCAAGAAAUUUGGAAAUACUAUCUACUUGAACAUUUCAUGUCUUGAUGCCAAGCAAAAAGGUGCUUGGAAAAAUUCCGAUAUUCAAGCUGAACCACUGGUCACUAUCAGAAGUCUUGAAAGUUUUAUCAAAAAGCAAGCACAAACGAACUCGGACAUUGAAAUAUAUCUUGACGGAAAGCCAUGUACCGAUCCAUCUCUUACUUAUUUUGAGUCAAAACUUCGUACCAUGAAAGAUCAUACUCUCAUCACUGUGAACGAAUCACUUACCUCUGAGUUUUUCAAUUUAUCAAGUCAUGAUGUCAAGUACAAGAUUAUCGAUCCAAAAGAAAAGCUUGAAAAGUUCUUGGAACACAAGCGAAGCGCCAAACAUACAUUACCCGAAAAUUUCUUUACGCAAACUUCUUACAACAUGCAUCAAUUGUUGAGAUGGAUUGAGCAAUUUAGUCUUGAAAUGAGCAACGCAUUGGACAAGUCAGAAGCAGCUUCUCAUCUCAUCAACUGUUUAAUAUUUUUGAAGAUUCUUUAUACCCUUAAUGAGAAUCAAACAGUGAAUACUGUGUCCUUCCAAAAUAUGCAGCUCUCAAGCAAAUUUAUCAUGCAGCAACAAUCAUCGCAAUUUUUUGGAAUACUAGUAGCCAUUACUACACAUUCGAUUCCAUCAUGGAUGUAUGUCUUAACUAGAUAUUGCGGAUUUCUGCUUCCCUUCUCAACCAGAAGAAACUUUUUCACAAAAUGGAGUGGUGCUACAUUGUACGCCUCUCAGCUGUUACAGACACAUUGCAAUGCAACAGGUGUGUCAAGCGAAACGAGAAUUGGCAGGAAGAAGAUGGAGCGUGUGAAAAUUGUAGAUCGAGAAAAUAUUAUUUCACAAACAUUGACAGAAAUUCAACCUCUCCAUUAUCCAAGUAAAUAUACGCUAGAGUUUGAAUAUGAAAGUGAGGCUGGUAUUGGAUUAGGUCCAACCUUAGCCUACUACGAUUUAGUAUCUAAACAAUUACAAAAGAAGGCAAACAAUCUUUGGAUGGAUGAAUCAGAAGAAGGAGAGUUUGUUAGGUGCUCCUUUGGAAUUUUCCCACAGUUGAGACAAGAUAGGUCCGCUCUCUCUGAAUCGAAACGAAAAUUAUAUGUUUUAGUGGGGUCUCUGAUUGCAAAAGGAUUAGAGGAUGGCCGUCUUUUAGAUAUGGAAUGCAAUUUACCCAUGCUAGAAUUGUUGACCAAUCCGGUGAAAGAUCAACUCUCGCUUUUUGAUUAUGCUCAAAUUCAACCUCUUAUUUAUAACUCUUUACAACAUGUCAUUACUUUCAGGAAUAAGAAACAAACAUGUAAUGCAGAAGAAAAUAACGAUGAAUGGAAGAAACUUUCAAAUGAUAUUGAACAAUUAUGUUUGCAAUUCCAAUUUGGUAACUACAAUUUAGUGGAGAAUGGAAUGGAUGAGGAUGUAACCAUUCAUAAUAUUGAAAAAUAUUGUGAUGAUCUAUCUCGUUAUCUUUGUAAGGAGGGAAUUGAAGAGCAAUUGUGGUGUAUCGAAUAUGGCUUGGGUGAAGUAUUAUCAUUCAGACAUGGAAUCUCAAGCUUGCAAUGCUUUACACCAGAAGAGCUUUGUACGCUUAUUAGAGGAUGUGACGAAUUAUGGAACAAUCGAGAAACUCUUGUUCAAUGCAUUCAAUGUUCACAUGGAUACAACUUGGAGUCUGAUACCAUCAAAUUUUUGAUUGAUUGGUUGCUUCAGUUGAACGCAAGCGAUCAGCGAUUGUUUUUACAAUUCUCAACGGGAAGUAGUCGUGUACCUGUGGGCGGCUUGAAGUCCUUGCAUCCCAAGCUAACAGUAGUGAAAAAGACAGUCGAGAACCCAGAUAAUGAGUUACCCACUUGCAAUACCUGCUUCCAUUAUUUGAAGCUUCCUGCAUACUCAUCAUUCGAAGUGCUGAAAGCCAAGAUGAGUGUAGCCAUUCAAAUGGGAGGAGGUAGCUUUGAUUUAUCAUGA